Messenger RNA from Gigantopelta aegis, 607 nucleotides. RefSeq lists its product as uncharacterized. NCBI's taxonomy places the organism in Eukaryota, Metazoa, Mollusca, Gastropoda, Neomphalida, Peltospiridae. The transcript has 5 exons. The record is from RefSeq and is a predicted model, not a curated record. The coding region runs from base 118 to 570 and encodes 150 amino acids.
UACAUCUGUUAUGAAGCAGUAGCUGGAGCCACACUAAUUAGGAUUUAUGUUACAGCAAGAUAAAGUUUGCUUUGUUUAAAGGGACAUUCCUGAGUUUGCUGCAUUGUAUAAAGAAGAAUGAAGACUGCCAUUAUAGUAGCAGCGUGUCUCAUCGUGAGCGCCCACGCCGGCCUUCUACAUGACCUACUGUCCCCGAUAACGGCGUUCAACAAAGGAGUGUUGCAGACCGUUACACAGGUGCUACCUUACAGUCUGAUGCUCGGCAAACAGCUUCUUAAAGACACCACGUCCACCGUCCUCAAGGGCGUAGGUCAGGAGAUCACUGCGCUGGUUUCAGCACCAGUUAAGCUCCUUUUCGGAAAGCGGGAUCUCAGUCUUCUUCAUACCUUGAUGUCCAACGUGGAACACAUCACCAGCAAGAUCCAUCAGUUUGAAGAACUGCUAGAACACGAGUUCAACAACGUAGCAGCUGGAGGACACGUCGGGUCUGCCGUUCAAAGACUGGAUGAUCUUCUCGGCAAAGUGCACGGGGCGGUGCAGACAGAGAUCAAACAUAUUCUACAUUUGUGAAAUAUGAAAACUCUUAAUAUUAAAACAUCUUAAACUA